UGGAGUUCAAUGUGCUGCUGCUGCUGCUAAUUUUCGCACUCUUUGUGGGCCUGGGCCACGCUAAUCGGACUGUGCACCCCAAUUUUAGCAAUAUGCAGGUGCGUUUGGCCAGCUCACAACGGACAACAUCCCAUCGACCACCCCGGCAUGAGGGUCGCGUAGAGGUUAGCUUUGACAAAGGCGCCACGUGGGGCACCAUUUGCAGCACACGCUGGUCAUUGAGGGAGGGCAAUGUUGUGUGCAAGCAGCUCGGACUCGGAUACGCAUCCAUGGCCAGACCCAGCACCGUACAUGGCAACAGUCGCGCUAAUCGCUGGGCCUUGGUUGGCACCCUGUGUCGCGGCACAGAAUCAAAACUCUCCGAGUGUCAACGAGAGCUAACAUAUCCAACGGUUUGCAAUGCCGCCAAUCGUAAUGUGAGCACUGUGGCAUGUGUUGCCCGAUCUGCAGAUCUCGAGCUUGGCCUAGCUGAUAUUGAGAUUAGCGCAUAUCUGGCGGAUGUACCUAUGACACAGCUCACCUGCGCCAUGGAGGAGAAUUGUGUCUCACGAGAUGCGUAUGUGAUACGGAGAACAAAUCCGCGUGCAGUGCGUAAGUUGCUCCGCUUCUCUGUGAAGGCCUCCAACGUGGGCAAUGCGGAUGUGAGUCCCUAUGCAAACUACAGAGACUGGGAGUGGCAUCAAUGCCACCAGCACUAUCACAGCAUGAACGUAUUUGCCACGUUCGAUGUGCUCAAUCGGCGCUAUCAGAAGGUCGCUCAGGGUCACAAGGCAUCCUUUUGCUUGAUGGACACCGAGUGCAAUGUGGGCGUGCAGCCCAGACAUACCUGUGGCAAUUUUACCCAGGGUAUCACUCCUGGCUGCGCGGAUGUUUAUAGUCAUGUCCUAGAUUGCCAGUGGGUCGAUGUGACCACCGUGCCCAUUAACCGACCAUAUAUCCUGCGUGUCGCUCUAAAUCCCGAGUUUAUGCUGGGUGAGAUGUCCUUUGAGAAUAAUGGCGCCGAGUGUGACCUGCAUUAUACGGGCGACAACCUAACCACAAGAGUUACCAAUUGUAGAAGAAAGCCCUUGUUUGCUUAGUUGCCAAAUGUAUGUGGAAUAAAUUUUAUUAAAACAUGU
This is a messenger RNA of Drosophila grimshawi, 1118 nucleotides long. RefSeq names its product lysyl oxidase homolog 2A (gene Loxl1). Gene Ontology annotation, cellular component: membrane. Gene Ontology annotation, biological process: peptidyl-lysine oxidation. The record is from RefSeq and is a predicted model, not a curated record. NCBI's taxonomy places the organism in Eukaryota, Metazoa, Arthropoda, Insecta, Diptera, Drosophilidae. Gene Ontology annotation, molecular function: copper ion binding; protein-lysine 6-oxidase activity. The transcript is spliced from 2 exons. Bases 93 to 1079 code for a protein of 328 amino acids.